Molecule: messenger RNA, 606 nt
Organism: Encephalitozoon cuniculi GB-M1
Lineage: Eukaryota; Fungi; Microsporidia; Unikaryonidae
Exons: 1
Coding region: 1-606 (201 amino acids)
Molecular function (GO): GTPase activity; GTP binding
Source: RefSeq, marked provisional
AUGGACUCCGAGUGUAAGUAUCUGUUCAAGAUGAUCCUGAUUGGGAACAGCGGAGUUGGGAAAACCUGCCUAAUGAAGAGAUAUACGGAUGAGACAUACAGCUUUACGCAGUCAAGUACAAUAGGUGUGGACUUCAAGAUCAAGUCUUUGGAGGUUGCAGGAGAGAAGGUAAAGCUCCAGAUAUGGGACACUGCAGGGCAGGAAAGGUUCAGGGCAAUAAUAUCAAACUACUACAGGGGAGCCCAUGGGAUCAUUAUAGUGUUUGAUAUGGGGAGUAAGGAGUCGUUUGAUAAUCUUGGGGAUUGGCUAAGUGAGGUCAGGAAAAACACAAGCGAGAAUGUCGAGAUAAUCAUCUUGGGGAACAAAGUUGAUGACAAGGAAAAAAUUGUGGUUACAGACGAGGAGAUAGAGAAAUUUCUGGGCGAAAACGGCAUUGAGAAAUCGUCAUUCUAUAUGACCAGUGCGAAGGACAACAUCUGUGUUAACGAAAGUUUCGAGCAUCUAACAAAGAGACUUAUCGAGAAAUACAAGAAGAUCGGCUUUGGAACUGCAAAAGAGUCCUUUAAACUCAAUGCCAGGGAUUCCAAAAGUGCUUGUUGCAUGUGA